This is a messenger RNA of Parastagonospora nodorum SN15, 2142 nucleotides long. RefSeq lists its product as hypothetical. Gene Ontology annotation, biological process: chromosome segregation. Gene Ontology annotation, cellular component: MIS12/MIND type complex. The record is from RefSeq and is a predicted model, not a curated record. The transcript is spliced from 4 exons. Bases 1 to 2142 code for a protein of 713 amino acids. NCBI's taxonomy places the organism in Eukaryota, Fungi, Ascomycota, Dothideomycetes, Pleosporales, Phaeosphaeriaceae.
AUGUCUAACCAAGGCUUAUCGGCCCCUGGGACCAGCGUGUACAACGCGGACUCCAUGUAUGUCGGUGAUGGCACGUGGGACUCGCAGCGCAACACAUUCCUGCUGCCGAACUUGCAAGGCUUGAAUUUCGAGACCAUGCGCUACAAUGGCAUGGGCAAUCGCUUUCGCAACAUGAUCAAUUACAAGACAUACGUCACCGCGCACGCUGUUCUAGCAGGCAUAACGUUCCUUUUCGUCAUACCAGCGGCAAUAUUCAUGGCUCGAUUCUAUCACCGGAAUCCGCGGACCGCAUUACGGUUCCACAUUUGGCUACAAAUUCUAGCUGUACUUCUUUCGACUGCCGCCUUCGUACUGGGAUUCCAAGCUGUUGGACUACAACGAUCGCUGACCAAUCCGCAUCAUGGCAUUGGUGUCGCCCUGUAUACCCUGGUGCUAAUUCAGGCCAUUGGUGGCUCUGUGAUUCACCGAUGGGAGCAGAACAAGGAGCGGUUCAAGAUCCCGCUCAAACUUAUGAACCGGAAGAACUGGAAGCACACGCAGCAGAAGAACCGGAUACAGCAGAAGUGGGCUAGGAGCUAUAGCAACAGCUGGAGCAGCAGGGGCUGGUCUGGCGGCGUUGAGAAACCGAUCGCGCGCAACGAUUCGCGAUCCCGUGUUGAAUCCCAAUUCACAGACUCGUACAUGAGCGAUGAAAAGUAUCGUGCGGGGAACAAGAAGACCGGCACCUGGAAAGAGCGUUUACUUGGUGCUGGAGCUGCUGUUGGAGGCAUAUUCGCAGUCAAAUCUCUGUUCAAUCGCAACAAGAAGCAUCACGCACCAACAGAAACCGGAAGCGACGUCAGCUACACCCGUCCACUAGGACCUUCCGAGAUUACGCAAACUGAUAUAAGCCGGCUCGAGGAAGGAAGAGCGCCAGCAUCACCAGCAAACCGAGACGACUGGCGCCGCGUCGAAGAGCGAGAGGCUGCCCAAGCAGCAGCCAUGGCAGGAAGUCCACUGCGCCAAGCCAACCGCCCACCAAGAAGUGCGGGAUCAAUGGAUUCCUUCGACAGCAGGACUAGCUUCAACGAUGAUCUCGAUUCAAGGCUGCCUGAAAGAUCAUACGGACUCAAGGAAGGAGUGGCUACUCUCGGAGUUCUUGGUUUCCUGAAACAUUCGUUAGGAAGGCGGAAGACCAAAAGAGAAGACGCGCGUGCGGAAUCACUAAGACAGCAUGAUCUCGAGGAAGAGCGCAUUGCUCGAGCAAACAGUAACCGCCGCAAGUAUACUGGUGAUGGUAUUCCUCCCCGUCGAAACCGACCUUUGUCGACGGAUUAUUCUGAAAGCGACAUCACUGGAAUAACACCAUCCUUGGCACGACCUGGUACUAGACCACCAGUGGAAUCAACUCUUGGGCCCUCGACUGCACCUAUUCGACCUCCACCGCAUGCCGAUGUUCUAUCUGAUACAGGAUCUGAAUUGUACAACUCGCCCAGCGGUCGUCCCCAUCGUCGCCACCAGGAUGCUAGUCUCCUAGGACCUGCGCUUGCUGGCGGAGCUGAUGCUUCUGCUAUUUCAAAUGGCUCACCGUCACGGAGAGGAAAUGGAAAGCGUCGUAACAGCCGUGAAAGUGGUGUAGCCUCGCCUCCCGUCUCUGUCAAAGUCAAGAUGCACAACGAUGGCAGACAUGUGACACUGAGGAGACUGAACGAAGAGGAAGCUGCUGCCGAACGAGAGGCGAGAAGAAAAGAAAGGCAACGGAAGAAUCGAGACGGAAGCAGAAGCUCGCUCGGUGAGUUAGGCGGUGACCGUUGGCGCAGGACGGAAGCUUUGGAGGCGCAGCAGGCACAACAAAUGGGACAAUCUUCUAUACCGCCUCCUCCGCCUAUGCCAGGCGCUCCCCUGCGCAUGCCAGAGCCAACUAUUCCACCUCCGCCUCCAGGCCCACCCCCAACUUUCGGAGGCCAAGGAAACAUACCGUUGCCACCACCUCCUCCGAUGCCCGUCACGUCGCCGACUGUGCUGAGCAGUCCACCUGGGACUCAUGUGUAUGGGACUGAGACCGAUGUUAGUGCCUACGACUCCAAUAGGCGAAGACGAAGAGCAGAGAGAGCGCAGGCAAAGGCAGCGCGCUCUGGUGGCAGCCGAGUUGAGUUUUCAUGA